AUGUAUGCUUCUCCAUUGUCGACAGGUGGAACUGCCCGACAAAAGGAGAAGCUUAAAAACAAGAUUGAACGUUUAGAGGCUAAACUUAAUUCCUUAAGAGUAAGCUUUAAUAACGAAAAUGAGUUGAUCAACCAAAUUAAACAGAAAAAUCUCGAAGAAAAUUAUAAAUUACAACAGAUAAUACAAGAAAGUUCUAGAAUUGAACAAGAAAUCCGAAAUGAAAUGUACAAAAGGGGAGAAAUUAAUAGAGAGAUUAAAAAACAAGAACAAAUCCUCGCUAAUCCAAGUUUAGCAGCCGAAGAAUCACAUAACCAAAUGGAAUUGAAGCAUCUUAACAAACUAAUUGACGAAAUUGAACUUGAUAUUCAAGCAAAAGAAGAAAAGAUUGAUACAUUCAAUAAAAAGAUGCAAGAACAAGCUGCAAGUCAACAAUACAGAAAGUCUUCCAUAAUAUUAGAUCAAUCAAAUUUAUCAUUAGCAAGUUUACCUCAAAUUGACUCAAAACCAACUAUCGAGCUGUUAAAACCUACCCUUGAGUUGGGUGAGCUAGUUUCUUUUGAAGUUAAAGAAGAAAAACAGAAUAAACCAGUAUUCCAUUUCGAUGAUUCCGAAGAACACGACAUUCCAGAUCUAGAGGACAAAGAAAAACAAAGAGAAAUUCAAACCGAACUAAAGAGAUGCAUGGCGAUAUUUGAUGCACAUUCAAGAGUUAGAGAUAUUUUAAAUACAACAAAUGCGAAUAUUUCAAGAGCAAAAGCAACAACAGAAUUAGCCAAGAACAAAAAGAAAGAAUACUUAGGAAAAGCUAAUAACAUUGAAUGGCUCGAACACACGAGAUCACAUCGCCAUAAUACAAUAAACCAAUUAGAUGAAACAAUUGCAAGAUAUAAUAAAGAACUAUCAUUAUUGAUGAAAAAGCAAGCAGAUUUGGAGCAAAACAUACAUUUAAUGAAAGAACAGAUUGCAAGAUUGCAGAGGAGAGAUACUCCAGAUGUUCCUCAGCUCGUUGGAGAAAUGCAAUCUUGCAAACUUAAAUUCAAAGAAAGGAAUACAAAACUUCAAAAUGCUUUGAAGAGAAUCACAGAAAUUGAGUCUGAAUCGGAAAAACUAAAGAAGUUUUUGAGGCCAGGAGUUAUUUCUAGAAUUAGGAAUGAAAUAGAUACACUUAGAUACGAGAAGAAUCAGCUCAAAGUAAAGCUCUCAGACUUACAAAAGAUUAACCAAAGCGAAGUUAAAAGAAAUGCUGAGCAAGGUAGAGCGGAAAACAGUAGUAGAGAAGAUCAAAUCAAUAACUUGAUCUUUAAGAUAGGAAAACUUAAGACACAAAGAAAGAAUAUAGAACAAACAAUCGAAUAUACUAAAAUUGCCAUAAUUGGAGCAGGAUUACAUGUACCCCUAAUGAAAGAAAGGAAAAGAAGAGUUAUAUUUUGA
Molecule: messenger RNA, 1431 nt
Organism: Trichomonas vaginalis G3
Lineage: Eukaryota; Parabasalia; Trichomonadida; Trichomonadidae
Exons: 1
Coding region: 1-1431 (476 amino acids)
Source: RefSeq, a predicted model, not a curated record